Messenger RNA from Nematolebias whitei (Rio pearlfish), 4317 nucleotides. It is a transcript of the gene morc2, whose product is annotated as MORC family CW-type zinc finger 2. Bases 247 to 3423 code for a protein of 1058 amino acids. Gene Ontology annotation, cellular component: nucleus. The record is from RefSeq and is a predicted model, not a curated record. Lineage: Eukaryota; Metazoa; Chordata; Actinopteri; Cyprinodontiformes; Rivulidae. The transcript has 29 exons. Gene Ontology annotation, molecular function: zinc ion binding.
ACUUGUGCAAAUCUUUGCGCUCCAGAGAAAACACGGUCGAAGAAGACGGGAUUUUUACGCGGCCUGUGGGGUUGUCUUACAUCAAAAACAAGAUAACGCCUCCCACGUGGUGCACUCAUUAGACGUACCUUCACAUGCAGGGAGACUUUUUAAUAAAAGCAAUGAAAGCUCUUGAUUAGAGUUGGACAGGAAGAAGACAAUACAGAAGACCAGGAAGGAAGUAGACUACCCAGUAACUGUGGGGCCAUGGCUUAUUCCAGCUACAGCAACCUGAGCAGGGCUCAGCUUACCUUUGAAUACCUGCACACAAAUUCGACAACUCACGAGUUCUUAUUUGGGGCCUUGGCUGAGCUUGUAGACAAUUCAAGAGAUGCAGAUGCCACUCGAAUAGACAUCUACACAGAAAAAAGAGCAGAGUUACGUGGUGGUUUUAUGCUUUGCUUUCUGGAUGAUGGUAUUGGGAUGGACCCUAUUGAGGCAACUCACGUGAUUCAGUUUGGAAAGUCAAACAAACGGUCCCCAGAGUCCACCCAGAUUGGCCAGUAUGGAAAUGGAUUGAAAUCGGGGUCAAUGCGAAUUGGGAAAGAUUUCAUCUUGUUCACAAAAAAAGAAAAUACACUAACUUGUCUUUUCCUGUCAAGAACAUUCCACGAAGAGGAAGCACUUGAUGAGGUCAUAGUACCUCUCCCCUCCUGGGAUCUGAAAACCAAGGAGCCCCUGACUUCCGAUCCUGAGAAAUAUGCGAUAGAGACCGAGCUCAUCUUCAAAUACUCUCCUUUUAAAAAUGAGCAGCAGCUGAUGGAACAGUUCAACAAAAUAGAAAGCGACAGUGGCACUCUUGUAGUCAUCUAUAACCUAAAGCUGAUGGACAACGGAGAUCCAGAGCUGGAUGUAGAGUCUGAUCACCAGGACAUACUCAUGGCUGGAACACCUGUGGAAGGAGUGAAGCCAGAAAGGAGGUCGUUCAGGGCUUACACUGCUGUGCUGUACAUUGACCCACGCAUGAGGAUUUUUAUCCAGGGACAUAAAGUUAGGACUAAGAGACUGUCCUGCUGCCUUUAUAAACCAAGAAUGUAUAAAUACACAUCCACUCGUUUCAAAACACGUGCUGAACAUGAAGUUAAAAAGGCAGAUCAUCUUGCAAAAAUUGCUGAGGAGAAGGCCAGAGAAGCAGACAGCAAGCGUAUAGCUAUGGAGACCAGAUUAGGAGAUGACAUAUCAAAAGAUUCAAGGACAAUUCUGAGGAAAGUCCAGGAUUCAGCCAUGAUGCUGCGAAGGGAGGCUGACAUAAGGAAAAGAAAUCUUGAAGCCAAACAAAAAGCACUGAAGGAACCCAAGGACCUAAAUUUUAUAUUUGGACUGAAUAUUGAACAGAGGGACUUGGAUGGGAUGUUUGUGUACAACUGCUCUCGCCUCAUUAAGUUGUAUGAGAAGACGGGGCCUCAGCUUGAGGGAGGCAUGGCGUGUGGAGGCGUAGUUGGAGUUGUAGAUGUCCCAUAUUUGGUUUUAGAGCCAACUCACAACAAACAAGACUUUGCAGAUGCUAAAGAGUACAGACACUUACUGAAAGCCAUGGGAGAACAUCUAGCUCAGUACUGGAAGGAUAUCAACAUCGCUCAAAAAGGCAUCGUAAAGUUCUGGGAUGAGUUUGGAUAUUUGUCUGCUAGCUGGUCUGCACCUCCUUCAUCAGAGUUGAGAUACAAAAGACGUCGCGCAAUGGAGAUACCACUUACUAUUCAGUGUGAUAAAUGUUUAAAGUGGAGGACGCUGCCUUUUCAGCUGGAUGCAGUGGAUAAACGCUACCCAGACAGUUGGGUGUGUCUGAUGAACCCUGACAGCAGCCAGGACAGGUGUGAUGCAUCCGAACAGAAGCAGAAUCUACCUUGUGGCGUUUUGAAAAAAGACAAACCAUCGGCUGAAGACAAAAAGAAGGAGUUAGCUGAGAAAAUCAAGCAGCAGCAGGAGAAACUAGAAGCCUUGGAGAAAACCAACACAAUUAAAUCUGCAGACGAUAUCAAAAAGUUACCACUUGAUGUCAGCACCAAACCGAAGACAUUUUCACAGAUAACCAGGUCUUCUGAAAGGACCGUAACACGCCCACGCUCACCACCCCUCCCAGCCCACCUGAAAAAUGCUUCAAGCGUUCCUCCAACCCGUACGGCUUCUCAGCGCCCCAGUCGGGCUUCUGCUGCCGCAGCUCCACCACCUAAAGUUGAACUGUCCAGAUCCAGAGCUGCAGCAAAGCCUCCUCCACCUGCACCAAAGCCAGUGUCCAAAACUACUGCAAAAACACCCCCAUCCAGUCGCAGCUCACGAGCCUCCACCAAAGCAGCAUCUGUUAAACCGGCACCUACUGGACUUCGCAAGAGAAUAAUUGAGCAGGAAGACAGUGAUGAAGAGGAGGAAGAAGAAGAAGAAGAGGAGGAGGAGGAGGAAGAAGAUAAAGAGGACGAAGAAGAGGAGGAAGACAGUGAAGAGGACAGUCAAGAAGAACCACAAACAAAGAAAUCCAAGAUGGCCACAGCAACCAGUAACCGUGGUAAAGUGGUAGAGAAGCCCACCCCAGCCAAACGUGGCAAGCUGGAUGAGGUUAAAACGUACACUCAGCCUGAGAAGAAAACAAUUUCCACUCCUUUGCGGCAGCCACCAACCACAUCAGCCUCUGUUAAAUCUAUUUCCACUCAACAGCAAGAAACUAAAGAAAAGGCAUCUGAGAAAGUUCCAGAGAAGGAACCAGAGAACGACAUAAAAAGUGCUCAGAAAGAUAAGGGUCUGCUUGUUGAAGUACGUGUCAAUAAAGAGUGGUUUACUGGCAAAGUCGUCGCUGUGGAGACUAAUAAACAGAGCGUUCGUUGGAAAGUUAAAUUUGAUUACGUGCCGCGAUCUACUCCCAAAGACCGAUGGGUGUUUAAGGGGAGUGAUGAAGUACGGUUGAUGCGUCCACCAUCCCCCAUCUCUCAGACGCCUGAUACCCAACAGGAGGUUGAGAAAGGCCCUGCACCCAUGGAGCCGGACACGACUCAGCCUGGAACCAGUCGAGAGGUGACUGAUAGCCUGGUUUCCAUGAUGAGGACGAUGCUGCGUUACUUCUACCCUCCUGCUUUUCGGAUUCCAAAGGAUGAUGUUAACAGCAUGACAGCAGAGGAGUUGGUAGCCUUUCCCUUGAAAGAAUAUUUUCAGCAGUAUGAAUCAGGUCUCCAGUCGUUGUGCAACUCGUACCAGAGCAGAGCUGAUGCGAGGGCCAAAGCUGUGGAAGAAAAGAACAACAACGCCGAGCUCAAGCUGAAGGAGGCGGAUGAGAAACUACAAAAACUACGAACAAACAUUGUAGCACUUCUGCAGAAAGUGCAAGAGGACAUUGACAUCAACACGGAUGAUGAACUCGAUGCCUACAUAGAAGACCUCCUUACCAAAGGUGACUGAAGACAUGGAAGAGGAGAUGAACAUUAAAAACUUUAGUUUUCAGUCCAGCCAUCACUUGCUGAUAACUCCCCAAGGACCCAAGUUUAUGUCUGGGUUGUGAAUAUUUUGGCAUACUUGCAUUUCUUGGUCCCUCUGCGGUAAAUCCUAAGUUUAGUUUGUUUCUUAUUUGUUAAUUAGCCUUGUGGUUUUUCCUUUUAGUCAUCUUUAUAUCCCUGCCCAUAGACUUUAUGGAUAUCUGUUCAAAACAAGUAAUCCUGAUUUAACUUUGUAUUUUUAUGUAGGUUAAUGUGUUCUUAUGUUUUUAUAUACUCAACUAUUGUGAUAAGCUACAUUUGUUCUAAUUUGGUCUGCUAUCAGAUAAGUAUUUCACGCUUAAUUUACAACACAACGUCUGUUUAAGAUUUGGACUUAACCAGUUUAUGCCGUUUUAUCUUACCAGUAACUUUUAUUUUUGUACACGAACAAUUUGGCUCUACAUUUUUGUCCAAAUUUGGUUUGUAAACCAAAUUAAUCUGUAAUUUGAAGUGUGAGAUGCCACAAUGCAAGCACCAGUGACUUGCCAGGUUUUAUCAGUAACAAUAUUCCUUCAAUCCCCUCUGUUUGUGUUUAAUUUUUUGGGGAGAGAAAAAAACGUUCAUUGUAAAGCUGUAUGUUCUUGAUCAUUUAUUACCAUUAUUCUUUCUUUUGAAUGGAAAUUUUAACAAACCAUAACAAUGUUUUAUUCAACAGUGCAUGCUUAAGGUCUUGUUCUAAUUAGAGCAAAUUGUUCUGUGUUUCUGACAAUUCUUGACCUAAAACAAUAAACCAGUUCAGCAACACUUCACUUUUAUAUUUGUGUGUGAAACAUGAAAUGUUAAUCAUGGGGAAUGUCUAGCUAUGUAAAAAUUAUAUAUA